This is a messenger RNA of Auanema sp. JU1783, 1620 nucleotides long. NCBI's taxonomy places the organism in Eukaryota, Metazoa, Nematoda, Chromadorea, Rhabditida, Rhabditidae. The record is from the annotation of a GenBank genome assembly.
AUGGGUUUCCUUAAGAAGGUUGGUGUAGCUGUUGAUCCGCAACUUGCUUCAACUGUUGCAGUCCAUUUAUCUUUAAUAUGCGGAGUUAUAGCUUAUACUAUAUUUGGAGCUUUGAUGAUGCAGUUUCUCGAAUCACCCAGAUCUGUUUCCGUUCGUUUGAAGAGAGAAGAAAAGCAACGUAUAACCCAGGUGUUCCUUGGUUCAGAAGUGUCAGAAAUGGAUGGCGGGGUUCACGCUUGCUUGCGUCACGUUGCUCUCAGAAUUUUCAAUGACACAACUUGUCGUGAAAAUGAAUUGGAGAGUCUGAACAUAAAUAACAUUGAUAGUUGUUAUCAAUUUGCCAAAUUUCAAGGAGUCCAAGCUACUUCAGCUUAUGCAAUUGAUCCAACUGAAUCGAUUGAGCCAGCACUGAGUCCAGAAGAACUUAUAGCUCAAGAGAUAAUUGAGGAAAUGAACAAAUGGUCUUUUGGAAAUGCAUUAAUAUUUGCAUUCACUGUAAUAACAACAAUAGGCUAUGGUCAUGUGGCACCGGAAACAUUCUAUGGACGCUUGUUCUGUAUAAUAUAUGGAGUGUUGGGUGUACCAUUAACAUUAUUAACUAUAGCUGAUAUGGGCAUGUUUUUUACUCAUUGCAUGAGAAAACUACUGCAGUUAGGUCGUUGGCUCAUUCAUAGGAGUAAAACUUGUUUUAAAACACCAAAAAAGUCAGGGCGGAAGGAAAAAGUACAAAAUGAUCUGUGCACCGCUCGAGAAUUAACGGAAGAUACAGAAGGACAUGUAGAAGUUAAUGGGGUGGAUGCUGAGAAUGAAAAUGAAGAAGAAAAUAAUGAAGAAGCCGAAAGUCAGGAAAGAAAAACAGACGAAUCAAUAGCUUUAGCCGUAACUUUUGCUUUAUACUUACUCAUGGGUGCUAAGGUUCUAUCCGUAUAUGAACCGGAAAUGGACUUUUUUGAAGCAUUCUAUUUUAAUUUUGUCACAUUGACAACCAUCGGAUUAGGAGAUUUCGUGCCGAAAAGUUUUGAUUAUUUAUUUAUAACAUUGGUUUAUAUUGGAGUUGGAUUGUCACUUACAACUAUGGCCAUUGAAAUAGCUGCUGAUCUUCUGAAGAAAAUACAUUAUGCUGGUAGAAAAAUGGAAAACAUGGCCAAUGCUGUUGUUUGGUUUGGAGGCAAAAAGAUGACAAUGAAAAAUUUGGUCAAAUAUUUGGGUGAUCAAUUUAAUAUUGAUGAAGAAGAAUUAGCAAAUCUUAAUUUGGAUCAGUUUGUUGAUAAUGCUAUCAAAGUUGAAGCAGGGGAAAUGAAAAGUUUGAGAAAGCCAGUAGAUCCUGUCGUAUUCCGUAAUCGGCCUGUUAGCUUUUCAUAUUUGAGAAAAUCAAGUGAAAGCACAUCUCUUUACUAUGUUGACGAUCGUCAAAGUAAAACAACUGCUGAAUUAUCUGUUAUACCAGAGGACACAUUUAGAACUGUGGAUAUGCUGAGGAUAACCGAAACAUCUUCUUUACAAUCUAACAAUUUGAUUCCCAGAUUAGACUUGGAUCAUCAGUUUUUCACUGACUCAUCCAUACCGAACUCUUUCGAAGAGGAUUAUUUGAAAACGCUAUCAGCUAACAAGCUACGUUGA